This is a messenger RNA of Lonchura striata (white-rumped munia), 3347 nucleotides long. NCBI's taxonomy places the organism in Eukaryota, Metazoa, Chordata, Aves, Passeriformes, Estrildidae. The record is from RefSeq and is a predicted model, not a curated record.
AUGUUCCAGCUGUGCCGCCCCCGCGGGGGCCGCGCCCUCCUGGGGCUGCGGCUGCUCCGGGGCCCCCCCGGGCCCGCCCGGCCCCUCAGCUACCGGCCCCUGCGCAAGGUCCUGGUGGCCAACCGGGGUGAGAUCGCCAUCCGCGUGUUCCGGGCCUGCACGGAGCUGGGCAUCCGCACGGUGGCCGUGUACUCAGAGCAGGACACGGGCCAGAUGCACCGGCAGAAGGCGGACGAGGCGUACCUGGUGGGCCGGGGGCUGCCCCCCGUGCAGGCCUACCUGCACAUCCCCGACAUCAUCCGGCUCGUCCAGGAGAACGAGGUGGACGCCAUCCACCCCGGCUACGGGUUCCUGUCGGAGCGGGCGGAUUUCGCCCAGGCCUGCCUGGACGCCGGCGUUCGCUUCGUGGGGCCGCGGCCCGAGGUCGUGCGGCAGAUGGGAGACAAAGUGGAGGCCCGGGCCAUCGCCAUCGCCGCGGGGGUGCCGGUGGUGCCGGGGACGCCGUCGCCGGUGUCGGCGCUGGCCGAGGCUCGGGACUUCGCCUCCCGCGUCGGCUUCCCCGUCAUCCUCAAGGCCGCGCACGGCGGCGGCGGCCGCGGCAUGAGGGUGGUGCGAGCGCCCCAGGAGCUGGAGGAGAACUUCUCCCGCGCCACCUCGGAGGCUUUGGCCGCCUUUGGCAACGGGGACCUGUUCGUGGAGAAAUUCAUCGAGCGCCCGCGGCACAUCGAGGUCCAGAUCCUGGGUGACGCCCACGGGAAUGUGGUCCACCUCUACGAGCGCGACUGCUCGGUGCAGCGCCGGCACCAGAAGGUCGUGGAGAUCGCCCCGGCCGCGCGGCUGCCGCCCGAGCUCCGCGCCCGCCUGGCCGACGACGCCGUGCGCCUGGCCCGGCAGGUGGGCUACGAGAGCGCCGGCACCGUGGAGUUCCUGGUGGACCAGAGCGGGGAGUAUUACUUCAUCGAGGUCAACUCGCGGCUGCAGGUGGAGCACACGGUCACCGAGGAGAUCACCGACGUGGACCUGGUGCACGCGCAGCUGCAGGUGGCCGCGGGCCGCUCGCUGCCCGAGCUGGGGCUGCAGCAGGAGCGGAUCCGCAUCAACGGCUGCGCCAUCCAGUGCCGCGUCACCACCGAGGACCCCGCGCGCGGCUUCCAGCCCGACACCGGCCGCAUCGAGGUGUUCCGCUCCGGGGAGGGGAUGGGCAUCCGCCUGGACGGCGCCUCGGCGUUCCAGGGCGCGCUCAUCUCGCCGCACUACGACUCGCUGCUGGUCAAGGUGGUGGCGCACGGCCCCGACCAGCCGGCGGCCGCCGCCAAGAUGAGCCGGGCGCUGGCCGAGUUCCGCAUCCGCGGGGUCAAGACCAACAUCCCGUUCCUGCAGAACGUGCUGGCUCACCCGCAGUUCCUGGCGGGCGAGGCCGACACGCAGUUCAUCGACGAGAACCCCGAGCUCUUCCACCUGCGGCCCAGCCAGAACCGCGCCCAGAAGCUGCUGCACUACCUGGGCCACGUGAUGGUGAACGGGCCCAGCACCCCCCUGCCCGUGAAGGCCAAGGCGGCGCUGGUGGAGCCGACCCCGCCCCCGGUGCCCAUGGGCGCGCCGCCGCCGGGGCUGCGGGCCGUGCUGCAGCGCGAGGGCCCCGCGGGCUUCGCGCGGGCGCUGCGGCGGCACCGGGGGCUGCUGCUGACCGACACCACCUUCCGCGACGCCCACCAGUCCCUGCUGGCCACGCGCGUCCGCACCCGCGACCUCGCCCGCGUCGCGCCCUUCGCGGCCCACGCGCUCAGCCCCCUGUGCAGCAUGGAGACCUGGGGCGGCGCCACCUUCGACGUGGCCAUGCGCUUCCUGCACGAGUGCCCCUGGGAGCGGCUGCGGGAGCUGCGGCGCCUCGUGCCCAACAUCCCCUUCCAGAUGCUGCUGCGCGGCGCCAACGCCGUGGGCUACACCAACUACCCCGACAACGUCGUGCAGCGGUUCUGCGAGGUGGCCGUGGCCAACGGCAUGGACAUCUUCCGCGUCUUCGACGCCCUCAACUACGUGCCCAACCUGCUGCUGGGCGUGGAGGCGGCGGGCAGCGCCGGCGCCGUGGUGGAGGCCGCGCUCUCCUACACCGGCGACGUGGCCGACCCCACGCGCACCAAGUACAGCCUGGACUACUACCUGGGGCUGGCCCGCGAGCUGGUGGCAGCGGGGACACACGUGCUCUGCAUCAAGGACAUGGCGGGGCUGCUGACGCCCACGGCCGCCCGGCUGCUGGUGGGGGCCCUGCGGGAGCAGCACCCCGAGGUGCCCCUGCACGUGCACACCCACGACACGGCCGGCGCCGGCGUGGCCUCCAUGCUGGCGGCCGCCCAGGCCGGCGCCGACGUGGUGGACGUGGCCGUGGACGCCAUGUCCGGCAUGACCUCCCAGCCCAGCAUGGGCGCCGUGGUGGCCUGCACCCGCGGGACCCCGCUGGACACAGGCAUCGACCUGGAGCGCGUCUUCGAGUACAGCGAGUACUGGGAGGCGGCGCGGGGCCUCUACGCCGCCUUCGACUGCACGGCCACCAUGAAGUCCGGCAACGCCGACGUCUACGAGAACGAGAUCCCGGGCGGGCAGUACACCAACCUGCACUUCCAGGCCCACGCCAUGGGGCUGGGACACAAGUUCAAGGAGGUCAAGAAGGCCUACACCGAGGCCAACAAGAUGCUCGGGGACCUCAUCAAGGUGACGCCCACCUCCAAGGUGGUGGGGGACCUGGCGCAGUUCCUGGUGCAGAACGCGCUGUCGCGCGCCGAGGCCGAGGCGCGGGCGGACGAGCUCUCCUUCCCCCGCAGCGUGGUGGAGUUCCUGCAGGGCCACAUCGGGGAGCCCCCGGGCGGCUUCCCCGAGCCCCUGCGCUCCCGCUUACACGCAGUUACACAGCAGUUACUCAUGGUUUACUCGCAGGUGGAGCUGGAGCGGGGCAAGACGCUGCACAUCAAGGCGCUGGCGCUCGGGGACCUGAACGCGGCCGGGCAGCGCGAGGUUUUCUUUGAGCUCAACGGGCAGCUCAGAUCCAUCCUGGUCCGGGACACGCAGGCGCUCAAGGAGAUGCACGUGCACCCCAAGGCCGAGAAGGGCGCCAAGGGCCAGGUGGGCGCCCCGAUGCCCGGGGAGGUGGUCGAGGUCCGGGUGCAGGAGGGGGCGGCGGUGGCCAAGGGCGACCCGCUGUGCGUGCUCAGCGCCAUGAAGAUGGAGACCGUGGUGACGGCGCCCGUGGCGGGCAAGGUCACCAAGAUCCACGUGCGCCCCGGGCUCAGCCUCGAGGGCGACGACCUCAUCGCCGUCAUCGAGUAGAUGUUGGGGGGUUCCCCCCCAAAAAA